AUGAGGCAGGUGGGACGCGCGGCGCUGCUGGCGGCGCUGCUGCUCCUGGCGGCGCUGCGCCCGGGGAGCAGCCAGUGGAGCCCGGAAGCGGCGGUCGCGGGGGUCCGGGACCCGAGUCUGCGCUGGAGCCCUGGGGCGCGGAACCAGGACGGCGGGGCCCGCGCGCUACUCUUGCUGCUGGCCGAGCGCUUCCCGCGCCGCGCGGGGCCGGGAGGAUGGGGACCCCGGACUGCGGGAGAGCGGCCGAGACGGGACGACCCUCCGCUAUCCAUUGACCUCACCUUCCACCUGCUGCGGACCCUGCUGGAGCUGGCGCGGACGCAGAGUCAGCGGGAGCGCGCCGAGCAGAACCGCAUUAUAUUCGAGUCCGUGGGCAAGUGA
Puma concolor (puma) is the source of this 381-nucleotide messenger RNA. The record is from RefSeq and is a predicted model, not a curated record. Lineage: Eukaryota; Metazoa; Chordata; Mammalia; Carnivora; Felidae.